AUGCAGCUUCCUCCCCAGUCUCAGAGCCGCCAAGACCCGCAGCAGCAGCAGCAGCAGCAGCAGCAGCAGCAGCAAAGUGCGCACAGUCUGCAGCAAAGCCAGCCGCUGCAGCAGCCGCCAGCAGCAGCAGCUUCGCUCCUCCAAAGUGCAGAGAAAGGCCCUUGUUGGGGAGGCGUUAGAGACUGGCGGGGAAGGGCGGCUGCAUGCGAUGGGCACUUGAGGGGUGCCCCGGGGUCGCGAGGCCUCGUGCUGCUGCCUCCAGCGGCGCAAAGAGCUUCAAAACGCAUUUAUUUGACAUUUAAUUGCAAUUUAAAUGCAAAUAAUCCUUCAAAAAUAACAGUUCCCGCAGAUCUGCUGAAGGUUACCGUGCUUGGCGCCGGCCAGGAUGUCGGGCGCAGUGCGGUGUACGUACGGCGCGGCGAGCGGGGGCUGCUGUUCGACUGCGGCAGCCACUUGGGCGCCAAACAAGCGAGAAAGCUGCCACUUUUGAAUUUGCUUCUUCAGUUGACUCCGCAAAAAAGUGGAAAAGAUGAUCUGCAAACAAUGGAGGAGGCGCUGCUCGAGCCUUCGCCGCUGUUCGCCUGCUGUACAGACGCCGCUCUCAUUUCCCACUUCCACAUGGACCACUGCGGCUCUUUGCCUUCGUUUACAGAACGUCUUGGAUAUCGAAACCCAAUAGCCAUGACUUUCCCCACCCGCGCGUUGAGCCCAGUGCUGCUGCUGGACAGCGCGCGCAUCUUUAAAGAGGCUUCUUUCCGGGGGCGGCAGCAGCUGCUGGCUGAGGCCGAAGGCGGCGGCAGAGACGCGGGCCUCAGCAGCAGCAGCAGCAGCAGAGACGCGAGCCUCAGCAGCAGCAGCAGAGACGCGGGCCUCAGCAGCAGCAGCAGCGCCAGCGGCGAAGGCCGGGGGGCCGCAGCCGCUGGCGCUGCUUCGCAAGAACAGUGGAAUUACACUGAGGCGGAGGCGCAGCGCUGCAUGCGCCGCUGCGUGGCUCUGCGGCUGCACGAGUCUUGGGAGGCGGGGGGGUGGACAGUGACUCCCUACUACGCUGGCCACGUUUUGGGGGCUGCCAUGUUGCAUGCGCAGCUCCCUGGAGGCCCUUCGAUCGUGUACACAGGAGACUUCAACACUUCGCCCGACAGACACUUGGGCAGCGCGAGCAUUCCGAGGCUGCGGCCGGACUUGCUGAUCAGCGAGUGUACGUACGCCUCGUUUGUGCGGCCUUCGAAGAGAAUUACGGAAAGAGAGUUCUGCGACGCUGUGCACGAGGCGCUGAAGAAAGGAGUGGGAAAUGAGGACAAGUCCUCAGCACUUAGAGUUUGUGUUGUACUUUGUUUUGUAGAACUUGUUGUCUUUUCCUGCAUGACAAAGGACAAGUCCUCAGCACUUAGAGUUUGUGUUGUACUUUGUUUUGUAGAACUUGUUGUCUUUUCCUGCAUGACAAAGGACAAGUCCUCAGCACUUAGAGUUUGUUGUUGUGCUUUGUUUUGUAGAACUUGUUGUCUUUUCCUGCAUGCAUGCGCUGCAGCAGCAGACGCGCAGCUGCUUGCUGCACUGCGUUUUGCUUCCAGGGCAAAGUGCUGA
Eimeria necatrix is the source of this 1584-nucleotide messenger RNA. RefSeq lists its product as hypothetical. Lineage: Eukaryota; Apicomplexa; Conoidasida; Eucoccidiorida; Eimeriidae. Gene Ontology annotation, biological process: snRNA processing. The transcript is spliced from 4 exons. The coding region runs from base 1 to 1584 and encodes 527 amino acids. Gene Ontology annotation, cellular component: nucleus. The record is from RefSeq and is a predicted model, not a curated record.